CUAUUGUGACUUUCUUCCCGUUCAACAGUAACAAACACCGUAGACCUCUACCUGUACGCACCACACAGGGAGGGGUUUUGAAUGCUGUUGUGCGACUGUCAAGAGGCACUGGAAUUUGAAAUCGAGGAAAUAAGACGUCGGACUGAAGAGCAAACGGUCCGUAACCCAUAACUUACCGACUCCGGUCUGUUUUGCGGUUUAUUCCUAUUAGAUUUCCCCCCUGAGAAAUCAGUCAAGGAAUAUUCAUUGCGUUCUGGUGUGGUGGUGGGGAUUUCAUGUCCACCCCGUCUUUUUAGAAUGGCGAGAGAAUACGCUAAACAUUGCCCCGCAUCACCAAUGAAAAACAGUUUGUUGGUGACAGCAGCGAUCCUUCUGAUUAUUCAAGCUGCUUCGUGUCAGCGGGUGAGGGUGGAGACGGAGGUGGAGGCGUACCCCACCGAGUCGGUCGACCUCCGCUGUCAGUUUGUCGACGGAGGAAACACCAAGCUCACACAGGUGUCGUGGAUAUGGGAGCCCACGGAAGGCCAGCGGGACAACAUUGCCGUCUUUCACCCCACAUACGGCGAGAGCUUCCCCGAAUCUCCCUUCUCUGGGCGUGUCCGCUUCAUCAAAGGCACCUUGACAAGCCCCUCCAUUACCAUUACCAGCCUGAAGAUGGCCGACGCCGGGCGGUACACCUGCGAGUACGCCACCUACCCCAGCGGCAAUGAGCAAGGCACCACCAAUCUGGUCAUGCUUGCUAAACCCAAGAAUUCGGCAUCUCCCGUUGUCGUCCAAGCCAGCGGCGAACCAGUGGUCGUGGCCCAGUGCGAGGCUGCCGACAGCAAGCCAGCGGCCACCAUCAAGUGGAUGGGAGCGGUCGGUGGCACUGAAAACACCACCUCCGUAAAAGGGCCGGACGGCACGGUGACGGUGAGGAGCGAGUACCUCAUAGUGCCCACGCCAGAGGACAACGGCAAGGAGGUCACCUGCAUAAUCAGCCAGCGCACCCAGGACAAGCCCCAGACCUUCCCCAUGAAGUUGGCCGUCGAGUAUCCCCCGACUGUGUCCAUAGUGGGCUAUGAUAACAACUGGUACAUCGGCCGAACCGACGCUGUCCUGAUCUGCCAGGCCACUGGCAACCCUGCCCCCACCACCGUCACAUGGACAGUCAUGUCAGGUCCUAUGCCUGACACGGUGCAGAUCAACGCCAACAAGCUGAUCGUGCGGAAGGUGGACGAGGCUGUGAACACCACCUUCGUCUGCGAGGUGAAGAACCGGCUGGGAGUGAGCAAGCACCAGGUCACCACAGCGGUCAUCGAGGCCAUAGUGGACCCGUCCAACGCGGGCGUGGUGGCGGGGGCUAUCAUCGGCAGCCUGCUGGCCCUUCUGCUGGUCAGCGCGCUGAUUGCCGUCCUGGUGACCCGCAGUCGCCGGCAACGGCGCGGAUACCCCGGCAACGGAGAGCCAGGCCCCUACGGGAACAAAGCCCGCCUCUUCGGCGGAGCUGGCAACAAGAAUGGAGGCACUGGGCUCAACAUCAAUGGGCCCAUCUAUACGUACCGCGAGAGUGACCCCGGAGCACUGGCCAAGGUUAACGACUUCCACGGCCCGCCAGGCUCCAACCCCACCGCCCACGACAUCCUGCUGAGCAGCGAAAUGGAUGAGGCGGAGCGCAGGAAGUUCGACGCACUCGACGGCAGCCUGGAGGAGGAAGAGGAGCGCUAUGACAGCUUCAGCGUGGGCAUGGCGCCAGCCUAUCACAUCCACCGGCGCGACGACGAGAUGGGAGGGGUCAGCAUUUACCUGGAUGAUGACAUGGAGUCACAGCGGGACGGGUCGGUCAUCUCCCGGACUGCCAUCUACGUCUAGAGAGGGACGGUCAACCAACAGGGUCCAGAAGGGAGAGCUGAGGACAGGGAGGAGAGUUCACCAACCUCCAACCACCUGUCUGGAAUGAUCCCAUCAACCACCCUUCCCCUGCUUACUCUAGAGACAUGCUUCGCUUAUGAUUAUUUUCUAUUAAAAGAAACCACCACAGAAACAAAACAAGGAGUUGAAACUGUUCUGUAACUGAUGGACAAGCAGAGGGAUGACUUGAGGGCGCUGCUGAAUGACUAGACGUCUCGAAGUCAGUCAGUCAGUCAGUCAGUCAGUCAGUCAGUCAGUCAGUCAGUCAGUCUACCCCAAAAAUCAAACGCUGUAUCUCCUCUUCAAUGCUGCUUUACCGCUCCAUUUCAUUUCAGCUUAGCAAGUGAAACGUGAAGAGUGACCGCAUUUAGUAGCCAACUAAUCCACGGGACUGCGAACACCGUAAAGACUUUUUCUUGGUAAGGAAAUGUCACGUUCUAUGUCACCUUCAUGGGAAAACUUUAGACGCAUUCGUAGAUGCUGACACUAGUUCUAUAACCACGGCUACUGCUUUGAGAUGUCCUCCGGUGAACCGCGGUGUGGAGGGCAAGGAACAAAGCUGUGACUUGCUUAAUGUGCAUCAUCGCAGGCAUUCAUACACAGCGUUAUGUAAUGGUCUUUGUAUUGUCAAGAUGUUUGGGCCUUAAUAAGGGCCUCGUUGAAGCACGUUUGGUUUUAAUGACUAUUAGGCAGAGGUUCUUCCCACCUACUUAGUUUCCAAACUUUAUUUUCAUGCACUUUUCCUUCUUUCUAAUGGCUUUGUGAUUCUUUUCUUUUACAUUUGGGAGACCAGCGACAUGGUAGACCAAGCUGGGGGUGGGGUUUGAACCAGAGAAGUGGAGCGACCAGAUCCGUUAAUUUUUUUCUCCACCUGAAUGUUGGCUCUGUUCAUGUUGGUGGAAUUUCACUGCUAAGCAGGGGUCAGCGGAUCAGCUGGCACCGUCCGAGGUGUGCUAGCCUACCAUGCUUAGGGUCCAAAAUCAGCUUGUCUCGUUUGCCUAGGGACAGAUAACAGACCCACUGACAGAUGGACAGGCACACCCAUCUCUAACUGGGCCUCCUGCUCUGCCUGUCAGUUUGACCAAUUAGACGGGAGCACCCUCCAUUUCCCCGGCAAGUCGAUCAAUGCGCCGUCUUUUUAAUGGCAACGAGAUGUUUCGCUGCCGACGCUCGAGGAUCAGAGGCAGAGGCGGAAUAUUUCCCUCUUCUGUUUUUACCAGAACAAGCUGUUCCUUCCCCGCAUGUUUAAUUCAGGAGUGGAAGAAGCAUAAAAGUGUUGCGCGUUACCUUGUGCGGAUAGAGAGAGAGGCUGGUAUUGAGUACUUGUGCGAUUUAAUCCAGUUAAACCAAGCUGCACAUAAAGCUGAAAUGAUGAUAUUUUGCUCCCGAAUACAGUAGGAAUUAUGAGGUGGUAUGAGGUAGACCGUCUAUGAUCAAUUAUCUACUUAGUCUUAGAAAUAUUCUCUCUUUUUUUUUAGCAGGGCGGAAUACUUAGUAGAGUAUUUAUAUUUGUCUUUUUUUUUUGCUGCGUCUCUGUGUAAUCUCUUCUGGCCUUCUAAGGGGGCAGUAACACAUUAAAUAUGCCUGUGACUGUGUGUGGGGGUAUUUCUGACCAUGUGCAAGGCCCAUUAGUUCUAAGCCUGGCCAGCAUAUGUGUUUUUGAGUUCUGAGUGGACCGAAUUUGACUCUCUGCCAGACCUGGAACGAGGGUAAGGAGCUAACCCCACCCGCAGUAUGUUCCACUGUCGGAUUAGCGGUGUACACUUUAAAGCAGCGGCCGCGCGUGGGUGUGCUGACGAGUGUGUCAAUUGUGCAAGGGUGUGUGUAGCGUGAUUGUGUGUGUGUGUGAUUGUGUGAUUGUGUGUGUGUGUGUGUGUGUGUGUGUGUGUGUGUGUGUGUGUGUGUGUGUGUGUGUAUAUCCCACACGCUGAUUCACCGCGUAAUAGCUCAAUAUUAUGCAGGAGUUGUUUUUGCAUAAUUUCAUACAUAUGGAUUGCUAAGCCUAUCCUGAUUUUAUCUCGGGAGUCAUUCAUCACUCAUUUCAUGCACAGUAACCUCACUGAUGAAGGGGUUGGGGGACGGUGAUACGAAACUGCUUAGCACGAGGACCCGCAUGGACAUGAAUAUUUCACUGGCGGAGCUGGAGUGACUCAAAGGGCCUUUGGAGUGGUCUCCUGUGCCACCCCUUGACAGAUGGAAACUUGAUUGGGUAUUGGUAUCCGGGCCGCUGCUCUGAGAAUAUUGUCUUCGACUCCUCCUCCUCCUUUGCCUUUUUUAUCACAGAUUCAUAUCACAUUAUCAGAUCAUCACCACUGUGUCCAAAUGAACGGUUUGUUUUCCUUAUGAUGUUUUGUGCGAAUGGAUGUAAGCAUUUUUAACAGUCUUAUGUGAAGUGUUGGUUGUGUGUUUGUUGAUGUAAAAAAAAAAAAUCCAUUUAAUUAAGUAAGUGUGUAUUUAUCUUCGAGGCUUCCGAUAAGAAAUGUUAUUUAGAAGUGCUGUGUAGAUUAUGGUAAAUUGGUCCAUUAACACAGACUACUAUUAUGGGAAUUGGUUGCAAAAUAACCAAUGAAUACAAAAUGACCUUACUGUAAUUACAUGUGUGUCAAUGCAUGUAUCUUGUAGCCUACUGGUACAUUAUAUUAUGGAGGGCCUUGAACUCGAAGCUGCUCUCACCAUCUUCUCCACACAAACACUCUCUCUCUCUCUUUCUUCCACAGAUAAACUCACAUGAGAGCAUAUAAUCACCCUCUCUCAAGAUCUGUUUCACCCAUAGAAUGCACACACACACACACACACACACACACACAUAUCUUUCCCCGACCUGACACACACCUUGAGUGCAAUGCCUCCCAUUAGCAGGGGCAAGAUUGUUCCUCGUUGGGCUCAAUCAUCAUUCUCCAUCUUGCUAUAAAGAUGAACAGAGAGAGAGAACAUCUCUCUCUACAGAGGCUUAAAACCUUUAAUUCCCCCAUUUCCCUGUUUUUAAGAAGUAAACCCAGCACCAAUUUCACCAAUUUCACAUGGAAUAAAAUGCUAAGUUUCUGGGAUAAAAUUACUCUCCCUGUCUAAGGGCAGUGGUGGUGGUCAUUUUAAAAAGCCUAAUGGGUCACGACAGCCUACAAUUCACGCUCGACUCUAAUCUCAAGACAACCAAACAAAGCCUUAAAUUCACAAUUCCACCACAUGCAGUAUUCCCUGUGUCCCUCGUGUACAUAGUAUAAAUAAAUUGAACAUAACGUGCAACAAGCAUGACUAAUUGAUGUGGUCAUGUUAGCCCAGUUGCUGGCAUAAUAAGAUAUUCCAUUUUUUUCGGUUAAAUUCUACAGUGGGGUAUGUUUUUUUAAUCUUCUUUUCUUGAGCACAAUAUUGACAGGAUUAUGACCUGGAGAAUAUGACUAAUAUUAAAAUGCUCCUAUAUUCCCAGAUGUUUGUCUCUCACUACAAGCUGCUAGUAUAACGAUGUUCUCUGUAUCGCCAUCUGACAUUGUGGGUGUUUCGUUUCAGUUUGUCCUGUCACAUUUAUUUUUGUAUUCUGGUGUUAUUAAAGUAUGAUGGAUUUCUAAAUAUGA
Oncorhynchus gorbuscha (pink salmon) is the source of this 5459-nucleotide messenger RNA. RefSeq names its product poliovirus receptor-like. The coding region runs from base 298 to 1851 and encodes 517 amino acids. The transcript is spliced from 7 exons. NCBI's taxonomy places the organism in Eukaryota, Metazoa, Chordata, Actinopteri, Salmoniformes, Salmonidae. The record is from RefSeq and is a predicted model, not a curated record.